This is a messenger RNA of Cetraspora pellucida, 205 nucleotides long. Lineage: Eukaryota; Fungi; Glomeromycota; Glomeromycetes; Diversisporales; Gigasporaceae. The record is from the annotation of a GenBank genome assembly.
CAAAAGGAUACCAAGAUACCAACACCAACAUAUGAUAGCAAAAGAAUACCAAGAUACCAAUACCAACAUAUGAUAGCAAAAGAAUGCCAAGAUACCAACAUCAACAUACGACAGCAAAAGAAUGCCAAGAUACCAAUACCAACAUAUGACAGCAAAAGGAUACCAAGAUACCAACACCAACAUAUGAUAGCAAAAGGAUACCAAG